UAUUGCAUGGAGCACUGGGUGUUAUAGCAAACAGUGCAUCAUGGAACACUACAUCAAAAACUAAGGAGGUACUGUAUGUGACUAACAUAAUAAAAAAUUAUUAUUAAAAAAAAAAAGUGAUGUCUCCAGGCCGGGAGUCAAACCUCUUACAUUUGGGUGACCAGGAAGCUGGUAGAAAACCAGACAGAGCUUUGCGUUCACGGAACUCCCAGUGGUUGGCUGAGAGGGCUGUGCUCUGCAGACCUGUGGGCGUCUACACCCGUGGUGCGUGUCACUUUGAAGAUUUUGGAAAUGCGAGAUCAGGGUGAAGUGGCUCUGCUCACCAAGAGCAGCUGGUGAAUAAUCAUGUCUAGGAAAACAAUCUGCCUUUCAAAGGGAUGGAGAGUGUCAGUUUGUGAAGACGACGUGUCAGCAAACCUGUGGGGAUUGCUUUGCAGAGAGACUCAUUGAGAGUAUCACUCGUUUGGCCCCAGAUCUUUGUGUGUCUAAAUAUUGCUUGCGGAAGGGUGGUGGAGGGUGGGAGGUUGUUCAGAAUGCUGCAAAGAGACUGCCGCUCGCAGUUCUUCACAUAAGAGACCUGGAGUCAAUACGAUGUGUGCAUCAGAGGUCGGAUGUAGAUGGCCCAGGAGCAAUGGGACAUCCUCCUGACCCCAGGACCUCACCUCUGAAAAGGAUCAGGAUGACUGUGGAUGCUUCAGAUCUACUUUCCUUAUUUUUGCCUCUGUUUGGUGCCUUCUAACUGUUCUCCUGGCGUCCUUUCUCACUCCCAUGGUCUGUUCUCCACAGAGUGAGCUCUUAAAACGUGCAAAUCUGCUCAUGUCCUUCCUCUGCUUCAUGUCCUUCAAGGCCUUGUCCAUCCCACUCAGGGCAAAGAUCCAGGCCUGAUAUGGCCAAUACACACUGCGGCGCCUGGCUCCAUCCCUGCCCGGCCCAUCACCAGUGCCCUCCAAACCACUCCUCCAGCUGGCCUUGUUCCUUCCUCUAAGGCUCUUCCCUGCAGCCUCCUCUGGGACCUCUCUAACUCUUGCCCGGCUGUCAAGCUCAGCCAAACGUCACAGCAAGACCCCACCAGACAAAGCCAGGUGUGCCCUGCCCUAUGUGGUUUGGCACCAUGAACCUGUCCUUCACCACCCUGUUAGGACUUACCUGUGUGCAUGCUUGAUUCCUCUCUGUGGUCCCCCAACGAUGGCAAACCCCAAGUGGGCAGGCCACCUGUGCUUGCUUGCUGUACCCUCUCUAGGACAGGGUUUGGGUUCUUGGAGGGGCAGCCUCGGAGUGAGACAGGCAAGAGGUUGAUUGAGGGGGAUGCCGUGCAGGAUAAAGGAGGGGAGCAGGAGAAGGCUGGGGAGCGGCCAGCGAGAUGGGAGGAAGGAGGCCUCAGACCCCAAUGCAGACCUGCUUGUUAGAGUUGUCCUGGGGCCCAUGGAACAGGCCUGACUUAUUACCCUUCUCCCCUUCAAUCCCAAGAGGUGGUUGUUUGGGGUGACAGAAAUUCGGGAGUGUUCUGGAGCUCAUGGCAUCUCUGCUUUGCUGAAGGACAAAGAACUAUGAGGUAAACCAAUGGGGCCAACUAGUUUACCCCAUUCAUUUAAUCUCAAAUCGAGUUCUCCUUCCUCUGUGAUUAAAGUAGCACAUUCCAUUCUGUGACAGUUUCCGUAUGCGUGGCUUAUAUCCCCUCCUAGCUCAUGAGCAACUGGGGGUAGGGGUGGCGUCUUGCUCGUGUCUGCAUCCCACACAGCAGCUAGUGUUCAACAAGGAAUUGCUUUAUUAAAACGGAUUGCACAAUUAAAAUGGAAACACAAUACAUGCUGAUUUAUUCUGCACUAGCCCUUGCCUUGCUUGCUAGAUGCUUAUUACAGUGACCCAGAGCCACUUCUGAAUCCUCAAGUGCUCUCUGAACUAUCAAAGAAAGAUGAACUCGUGCUCAGUAGAGUGUUUGUGGUUAGUAUGUAUAUGAUUGGAUUCUGAGUCUCUGAAAACAAGUUAAUCCACAGGGAUGUGUGGCUUCUCUAUGAUUCAGGAUCUUUGGUUAACCUGAAUGUUUUAGAAAUAACUUAUGCCCCAACCAUGAAAAAUAGGAUUAAAAUUCCUUCCAUGAAAAGAAUACAUUCAUUUAUGCUUCCACUAUACAUUUGUACCCAAGUCGUGCUUUGCUAAGUCUUACGUGCUUGUUCUUUCCUGACUGUGUGUUCUCAGAAGUGGCCCUGAGCGCCUGUGUUUCUUCUUCAGGAGACAGACAUGCUUUCCCCACUGAGUCAUUGCAUCAUUGAGGAACGGGGUGGCCAGGUGACGUGCCCCAGCCCACAUGGCCAUUUCAUGUAGAUUUGAACUUUGGGUCCUGGUUUUAAGUUCUUCGAUGUAAAUUCAUGUUAUCAUGUUUUCUUAACUUACAUAUUUUAGAUUUCCUAUUUAAAAAUAAAUAUUAUCUGGCCAAUGUGUAUUGGAAUGCCUUCUCUGUAUACUAGGAUUUCUGGGGAUCAUGAGCGUGUCAGGAAGCUUACAUAGAGCAUAAGUGGGGAACAAUUUACAUACACUGAAGAAAAUAGCUAGCAGUGCUGGGUGGUAGUAAGUAGGGGGUCAGGAGUGGUGUGGACCAUCAUUUGUUGAAGUCCUGUGAGCUGCAUGAUCAGGACGAUGGAGAAGGGCAUUGGAAGCUGAAGAAUGGGAAGGAUUUGUCUGGAAGGACAGUGUUAGAGGCAGGCAGACAGGAUUUUUACUGAUCUGACGGUUGACGUAGGUUUCCCCUAAUUUUCCCCAUAAGUUUUAGAUGAGCACAUGUUUCCAGGCACCUUAUCUGGACUGUAUGUAGAGGUCUUUUGACAUCCGGGUCUAUUCUAAGCUCUGCUCUUUCACUUCCCUCCCAUCCUGGAGCUCACGGGACUGGAUGGUGGUGGAGGUGGGGAUCCUACAUAACCUGGGCCAGCAGUUCUGCACCCCCUCCCUAGAGCCUAUUCCGGAGCGGGAGGCUGUGGGGAAUGGAGAAGGCUGCGUGAGGCACCCCUCCCUCCUCAGACUUUCCAGGGCCAGAUGGGCAGAAUGAAACCAUCUCUGAGUUUUACAAAGAACAGAAGACACAGCUGGUUUCCCUGGCCAACUCUCAAAGCGUCGAACCUUGUGGUGUUGUACUUCCUGCCCGCUCAACCCUGAAGGCAGCCAGGAUUGCUUACCACCUGCAGCGUCCUCUCGGAGGAGGCGGCUGGCACGGAGGCCGGGCUACAUGAGAAGCGCAGCUGGGCCCCGGAUUGGGUUCCUCUACCCAGCAGCGGCCACUCCAUUAUGGGCCCAGGGAGAGGCGUGCGGUGAGGAGUCCCACCAGUCUGAGUCCAGGGCCGGACGAUGUGGCCUUGAUCCUGGAGGCCAGCGGCAAGGCCCCUCGGUUGGGAGCCCUGUUCCUAGGAGCACAGCAGCCUCGGCUCUGACCUCUGUGGGCUACAUAGGCCUGGCUCUGACCCCUGUGAGAGGACCCUCAGGGCUCUUUGGGAUUCAGCUCAGAUCUGGCACCACACUACCUGCCAGGCCUGCCAGGUCGUGUGGCCCUGGGGACUCUGGGUGUCAGGGCAAGCUCCCAUCCAUGGACGGUUCUGAGCCCCCUGGCUGGAAUGCUGGCGGUGGUGAAAGAGCAAAGGGUACCUGGACAAAAGGCUGUCUGUCCCCAGAGGAGGUGAAUGGCAACAGCUGCAGCCUCGGAAGUGGCCCCAGGGUCCCCUCAGCCCCUGCCGGCUCUCAGGAUGCCUUCACCUCAACCUUUAGCUUCAUACGGCUCUCACUUGGCUCUGCUGGGGAACGUGGAGAAGCGGAAGGCUGCCCGCCCUCCAGAGAGGCCAAGACCCCUUGUCAGAGCCCCGAGGAGACGGAAGCCAAGGCUGCCAGCCUGGACAGGCCCCAUGAACACCCUCGACUUCUGUCUCCCUACUUCAAUCUCAAGGCUACUCAGCGCCUGGCACACUCUGCCCAGACCGCAGCGGGUGGCCACAGGCUGGAGAGUGAGACGCUUUCGUUAUUGGACGUGGACACCGCCUCCUUCUGCUCCCCAGGCCCCUCCUGGUCCGAGGGCAGCAGCUUGGGGGAUGCUCAGCGUUGGGAGACACUGCUCAGGAGGUGUGAGCCCGUGCUGCUGGACUGUCUGCUGAGCGACCAGAGGCGGCUGGAGGUAAAAUCCCUAAGAUUAAAGCUUCAGAAACUUCAAGAAAAAGCAGUUGAGGAUGAUGAUUAUGAUAAGGCCGAGGUGUUAAGACACAGACUGGAUGAGCUGGAGAAAGAGAAGAGCAGCCUGCAUUUCCAGCUCCCUUCGAGGCAGCCAGCCCUCCGCAGCCUCCUGGGCCACCUGCAUGCACAGGCCCAAGCCGCCGUGCGCCACAGAGCCACUCAGCUGGCCUGCAGUGAUGACCCCCACACUCCACCCAGAAUCGAGCCGAAGCUGUUGGAAGCCACUGCUCAGGACACCCUGCGUGUGUCCAUCACCAGACGAGACUGGCUUCUUCAAGAGAAGCAGCAGUUGCAGAAAGAAAUCGAAGCUCUGCAAGCAAGAAUGUCUGUGCUGGAAGCAAAAGAUCAGCAGCUGAGAAGGGAGAUAGACGAGCAUGAGCAACUCCUCCCCUGGCAGGGCUGUGACCUGACCGCGCUGGUGGGCGGGCUGUCCCUUGGCGAGCUGCAGGAAGUCAGCAAGGCCUUGUGUGACACCCUGGCCUUAGCCAACCAGAUGCCGCUCUGUGCAGAACCACCUGAAACCAUAAGGAGCCUCCAGGAACGGAUAAAAUCCCUCAACUUGUCACUUAAGGAAAUCACUGCUAAGGUGUGUAUGAGCGAGAAACUCAGCAGCACUCUCAAGAAGAAAGCAAAUGACAUUGAAACCCAACUCCCGGCAUUGCUUGAAGCCAAAAUGCUCGCCAUAUCAGGAAACCAUUUCUCUACAGCCAAGGAACUCACAGAGGAGAUUAGAUCAUUAACAUCGGAAAAGGAAGGGCUGGAGGGACUCCUGGACAAGCUUCGGGUGCUGAGUUCCAGGAAUGUCCAAAAGCUGGGCAGCAUUAAAGAAGAUUACAGCAGACUGAAAAGAGAGCUGGACCAAGGGGAAACUGCGUACGAAAUGAGUGUGAAGGAGAACGCUCUGAAGUACAUGGCACUGCUUGAGGAUAAGCUGCGUAGCUGCACGUGUCCACUGCUUAGAAAAGUGUGGGGAGCUGACUUGGAAGCUUGUCGGUUGCUUAUCCAGAGCCUACAGCUCCAGGAGGCCGGGGGCACACUGUCUGCCGAAGAUGAGAGGCAGACAGAUGACUUAGAGGGAGCCGUCUAUACAGCCGCUCCUGCCGUCUCCCCCAGGCUCCAUUCUGAAGUUGAGAGGAAGACUUCUUUGCAGGCCUUUGAAGACUGGAAGGUUCACCUGAGCCCAUCUCUGUACUUCGCUGGCAGUGAACAGAAAGAGGACUCUUGUGUCCUUUCUGCAGAACUUGGAGAAAAAUGUGAAGCCAUAGACAAGAAGUUACUGUAUUUAGAAGACCAGCUUCACACAGCAAUCCAUAGCCAUGAUGAAGAUCUCAUUCAGUCUCUCAAGAGGGAGCUCCAGAUGGUGAAGGAAACACUGCAGGCCAUGAUCCUGCAGCUCCAGCCAGCAAAGGAGGCGGGAGAGCGAGAGUCUGCAGCUUCCUGUGUGACAGCUGGUGUCCAGGAAGCACAGGCCUGAGGCGGGACAGGAUGAGGGGAGAGUGAGCGGCCACAUCAUCGAUAUAGAUGCACCGGAGGCCUCUCUCACCUCCCUUGCAUGAACCAAUGUGCCUGAAUCAAUGACGGACACAGGGCCCCGAGGGCUCCCUUGGAGAGGUGGUCCCCCUUUGCGCUCCUGGGGCUGAGAAUGGGGAGACCAUGCAUUGGAAUAUGGAGGGGAUGAUGUGCCGGAUUUCCUUCCAAGUGUCACCCAGAGGCACCUUUCCUGGGUCGUUCAUGGGAGCAUCCUGUACAGGACUUGAAAAUCUUCUCAUCUCAGCUCCCAUUAGGCAGAAGUUGGGGUUGAAUUCUGCUAGAAAAAUGUCUUUUCCUGUACCGUCUUGCUUUCUGCUGCAAUUAAAAUAUCUCCUGAUUUAA
This is a messenger RNA of Ailuropoda melanoleuca (giant panda), 6078 nucleotides long. RefSeq names its product DISC1 scaffold protein (gene DISC1). Lineage: Eukaryota; Metazoa; Chordata; Mammalia; Carnivora; Ursidae. The record is from RefSeq and is a predicted model, not a curated record. Gene Ontology annotation, cellular component: intermediate filament cytoskeleton; microtubule; microtubule organizing center. The transcript has 13 exons. Gene Ontology annotation, biological process: cilium assembly; neuron migration. The coding region runs from base 3218 to 5680 and encodes 820 amino acids.